GGCUUGUUUCCGGUGCGUAUUUGCUCGACGCCAUUUCGUGCAUUCGUCUGUUGGUCGGUGUCUACUGAACGAGCUGGUACGGAGUGUAUCCACAAAACAGUACAGCACCGAAUUUUAAUCAUUUUUAAUCUUAAACUCCCGAAUCAGGCAGGCAGACGACUCGACCUGAAUUACAGACAGAAUGGAUCAUUCCCCCACAACCAGCAGCCUGAUGGCCAGCAACGUCACCAACAAGACGGAUCCGCGUUCGCUGAACUCCCGGGUCUUCAUCGGGAACCUCAACACCAUGCUGGUGACCAAGGCCGAUGUGGAGGCCAUCUUCAGUAAGUACGGUAAGAUCGUGGGCUGCUCCGUGCACAAAGGCUUCGCGUUCGUCCAGUACGCCAACGAGAGGAACGCCAGAGCGGCAGUCGGGGGUGAAGAUGGGAGGAUGAUCGUCGGACAGGUGCUCGAUAUUAAUCUGGCUGGUGAGCCAAAACCUCAUCGUUCAAAGACUAUCAAACGCUCUGCGGGAGAUAUGUACAGCAGUUCUUCAUUUGAUCUGGACUAUGACUUUCAGAGAGAUUACUAUGACAGGAUGUACUCGUACCCGUCGCGCGUUCCCCCUCCUCCUCCUCCUCCUCUCUCGCGGGCGGUGAUUCCCUCCAAACGGGCGCGAGUGAGCGUGAGCGCUGGCGGCAGCCGCAGGACCAAAACCAGCUUCUCCUCCAAGAGCAGCCAGCGCACGUCCCGCACCAUGAGAGCUGACGAUCUGCAAACCAUUAAGAAAGAACUGACUCAGAUUAAACACAAAGUGGACUAUCUGCUGGAGAGCCUGGAGCGCAUGGAGAGAGACCACAGCAAGAAAUCCGAGGCAAAGAGCUCUAAACCAGAUGAAGCCUCACCGCAGCACUCCAGCGGGAAGAAAGAGCGCGAGAGCACGGAAAUGAACGACUACGAGGACGAGGGAGACCUGCUGGAGGAAGAGGAGAUCAAGAGUCGAGGAAGGGAGGAUGACGAGGAGGAGGAAGAAGAGGGUGAGCAGGAGGAAGGAGAGGAUGAUGGAGACAGCGCCAAUGGAGACCAUUCUUAAAUGUGACCGAUACGGACACGCAUGCAUGCUCACCAUGAGAUAUAGAGUAGAUCCUCUGACCUUUAAUGCACCCUUAGUUUUAUUUUCGAAGUCCAGAACAAUGGCUAAGACUCAUCAUGAAAAUGAAUCUCUGCUUUACAAAUGACUCUCGGUCGCACGAACCCCCGACUUCAGCCACCGUACUCCGAGAUCUCGUCAUUCUUGACCAAAUCUGCAUUAAAA
Messenger RNA from Sinocyclocheilus rhinocerous, 1294 nucleotides. Its product is annotated as heterogeneous nuclear ribonucleoprotein C-like. Gene Ontology annotation, molecular function: RNA binding. Gene Ontology annotation, cellular component: nucleus. The transcript is spliced from 9 exons. Lineage: Eukaryota; Metazoa; Chordata; Actinopteri; Cypriniformes; Cyprinidae. The record is from RefSeq and is a predicted model, not a curated record. The coding region runs from base 182 to 1072 and encodes 296 amino acids.